AUGGGCGAAUUGGAGUCAGGGGCCGACGAGAGAAUGCACCAAUUCUCGAGCUCGGGCCGGUCCGGGCGCCGAAACGCUCUGCCAGAGAUCGACGUCUCCGAGGUGGACCCCGGCGCGCAGAAGCUAGCAGAAAGAUUUUCGCAGUUGGACGCCACCGAUGCCCCGUCGACCUCCAAACAAAGUGAUUCUC
This is a messenger RNA of Mesorhabditis belari, 190 nucleotides long. NCBI's taxonomy places the organism in Eukaryota, Metazoa, Nematoda, Chromadorea, Rhabditida, Rhabditidae. The record is from the annotation of a GenBank genome assembly.